UAUGAUGAUGUUGGUAUGUGUAAGUAUGUGUGUGAAAUGAUUUCGAGAUUCGUAUUGUGGUCGUAAAGAUGCGUUCUGAUAAUUUCUGGACACUUUCGACAAGGAAGAUAUACAUUCCUAAUGGACUGGUUAAUUUCAAAAGUACUUCGGGGCAAAACCAAGUUCCUUAAUUUCGAUUUUGUAAAAUUGUAUUAUUCCAAAAAACAUAACCUGAAAGAACUCCUGCUAACUAUGCCAAGAGACGCAAAACACACCGCAGAACUACAGAAGCAGCGUCAAAAGUUGAAAGAAAAAGGACAGAAGUAUGUUCCAGGAACUGUCUCUUUACAGGUACUUGGCAGCGGUGCUAAAGGUGUACCUCGAUCUCUCUAUGUGUUUACUGAUCAGUCUAGGUAUCUAUUUAAUUGUGGUGAAGGAACGCAACGAUUGGCACAUGAGCAUAAGAUGAAGUUGUCCAAAUUGGAACACAUUUUCAUUACGCAUCCAUCUUGGGAGAAUAUUGGAGGUCUCCCUGGUGUUGCUCUCACUAUCCAAGAUGUUGGGGUUCAAGAAAUUACACUUCAUGGCCCAGCUGGAACUGAUGAGAUUUUCAAAGCAACUCAAAGGUUUGUCAUCCUCAAGGACCUUUCAGUGAAGAUGGCAUGUUGCUCAGCAGGCACCCAUUUUGAGGACUCUGUAAUGACUGUCCGCUAUUUACCAAUUACCAGUACAGCUGUAAUUUCUGCAAAAGAUGUGAAUAGUGAUACAACAAUUUCAGAUAUGAAAUCAGGUGGUCAGGCUGUUUCACCUCGAGGCAGUUCAUCAUCUAGCACAAAGAUAAGCAGCGACGAAGAGGAUGAUGAUGUGGACUAUUAUGCUCAUGAACGUAAACGAAAGAAGCACAGUCACUGGGGGGACAGAAAUGCUGAAACAAAGAGACAAAGGUCGAACAUUGAUGCUCCUAAAGAACCAGUGGCACUGUCCUACAUUUGCCAGCUGAAGCCUAGGCCUGGGUCACUGUGUCUUGAACGCUGUGUGGAAAGAGGAGUGCCUCCUGGUCCUCUUUUGGGCAAACUGAAAGCUGGUGAAGACGUGUUAUUGUCUGAUGGCACCUUGGUCAAAUCUGCAGAUGUUCGAAUGCCUGACGACCCUGGUCCAGUUUUCCUUGUUGUGGAUUGCCCAUCUCUUGACUAUGUGGAUUCUCUAGUAAAUAAUCCCACAUUCUCAAGGCAUCAGGAAGCAGCCAUGUCAGAUUGUGAUGUUGCUUUUCUUGUUGUUCACUUCACACCAAAAGCUGUCAUGGAGGAUUCAAGGUACCGUAUGUGGAUGAAGCAGUUCUCUCCUAGCACGUACCAGCUGAUAAUCAAUGAGAGUAACAGUUGUAUGGGAAGUGUUGCGGUUCAUCGUAUUCAGCAGAAGCUUCACCUCUUGCACCAGGGGAUAUUCCCCCUCCUACAGGAUAAAGGCAUUCCUUCAGAAGAUUCAGCAUGUAAUGGGAUGAAUGGAGUUGUUAGGACCAUCCCUGAAGCUGAACAGAAGAAUGAAGGAGGUGUAAUUCUUGAUUCUGAAAACAGUGAUGAGCAAGUUUCAGUAAUAAAAGAGAGCUCUAACAAAAUAACUGAAAGAACGCUGACUUCAUAUGAAAAUGUUUCUGAUAUUUUUUCUUUAAUUGGAGCAAGAACUUUCUGCAGUGUGCAUCUCCGACCUCGCAAAGGUUUGGACAGAAAAGGAGAAUUGAAGUUGAACCCCAAGCUGUAUGUAAAAGAGACACUGUGUGAGGAGGGGUUCCCAGAGGCUUUGGCUGACUUGAAGCAGAAGCUUGCAGAGAUUCAAGUUGAUCCUUUGAAAAAGUUCCCACAAGUCCUUUUUCUUGGAACUGGAUCUUGCAUACCCAAUAAGACACGCAACACCAGCAGCAUUCUGAUUCAUAUCAGUGAAGAUGACUGCAUCAUGCUGGAUUGUGGAGAGGGAACCUAUGGACAGCUGGUGAGGUUUUAUGGACCAGAAGCAGUGGAUGCUGUCCUUGGAAAGCUGCGAGCUGUGUUUAUAUCUCACCUUCAUGCUGACCACCACAUUGGGUUGGUUGGCCUGCUCAAGGGACGCAAACGAGCUCUCCCACAGAGUCCUGUAUUUCUCAUUGCACCCAAGCAAAUCAUGUCUUGGCUAAAGCUCUAUCACAACUGCUUUGAGCCUGUACUACAGGAGUUUUUACUGAUUGCCAAUGGAGAUCUGCACAUGGGAAGGCGGAAUGUUGAAGCUGACCUGUACUCACAGUUGUUAACAUAUCUACAUAUGUCUGACAUCAGCACAGUUCCAGUCAAACACUGUCCUAAUGCAUUUGGAGUGGCAUUCAGGCACUGUGAUGGCUGGAAGCUGACAUACUCUGGUGAUACAAUGCCCUGUGAUGAUCUGGUGGAGCUUGGUAGAGGGAGUGACUUGCUGAUUCAUGAAGCCACAAUGGAGGAUGAACUUAUGAGAGAAGCUCAGUCAAAACUGCAUUCUACAACUUCACAAGCAAUUGAAGUUGGGCUGCGAAUGGGAGCCAAGUUUACACUCUUGACACACUUCAGCCAACGUUAUGCCAAACUGCCACGCCUCAAUGCCAACUUUACGAAAGAUGUUGGUAUAUCAUUUGAUAACAUGCAGGUGAGACUGGGGGAACUGCCUUUACUCCCAAUGAUGUAUCCAUCACUGCGACUCAUGUUUGCCGAACAUUAUGACGAAAUGGAACAGAAGACAGCCCGCAAGCUUCUGAGACAAGAACGUGAACAGCAGGCAUUUAGUUCAUGAUAAGAAGAUGACCAUGUUUUGGUUGCAGUCAUAUUGGAUAGCUUUCAUGUAUGUCACUAAAAGAAUAUAUUUUGUAUGCUUUCAACAUGCUGUACUUAUCAAAGACAGUCAGUGAUUGGAAUAAAUUUACAUUCAUUUCA
This is a messenger RNA of Cryptotermes secundus, 2909 nucleotides long. RefSeq names its product ribonuclease Z, mitochondrial (gene RNaseZ). The record is from RefSeq and is a predicted model, not a curated record. The coding region runs from base 121 to 2769 and encodes 882 amino acids. Gene Ontology annotation, molecular function: 3'-tRNA processing endoribonuclease activity. Gene Ontology annotation, biological process: mitochondrial tRNA 3'-end processing. Gene Ontology annotation, cellular component: mitochondrion. NCBI's taxonomy places the organism in Eukaryota, Metazoa, Arthropoda, Insecta, Blattodea, Kalotermitidae. The transcript is spliced from 11 exons.